Messenger RNA from Trifolium pratense (red clover), 2060 nucleotides. Its product is annotated as alpha-L-fucosidase 1-like. Gene Ontology annotation, cellular component: lysosome. The coding region runs from base 70 to 1707 and encodes 545 amino acids. Lineage: Eukaryota; Viridiplantae; Streptophyta; Magnoliopsida; Fabales; Fabaceae. Gene Ontology annotation, molecular function: alpha-L-fucosidase activity. The transcript has 3 exons. The record is from RefSeq and is a predicted model, not a curated record. Gene Ontology annotation, biological process: fucose metabolic process; glycoside catabolic process.
GGUACUAGUACUCUAUUCAAUGAGAAAAGUCAAACUCAAACUAACACACUCAAAGUCUCAAACUGUAGCAUGAAUAUGAACAACAUAAACAGAAACAUGAAAACAAGAUUGAAAUCCUUCAUCAAAACCCAUAAUCCCAAUCUCAAAAUCCAAACUUGCACAAAACCCAUUUUCCCAAUCCAAAUACUCUUCCUAACUCUAUGUUCUUCUCUAAUCCCUGUCUUAUCAUACCAUAAACCACCACCACUUCCAAUUUUACCCCUCCCCAAUGCAUUUCAGCUCCAAUGGCAAAAAUCCAACAUGGCCCUUUUCUUCCACUUCGGACCAAACACUUUCACAGACUCAGAAUGGGGUACUGGUCACGCUGACCCAACAAUCUUCAACCCCACAAAACUCAAUGCAUCUCAAUGGAUUCUUGUUGCUAAAGAAUAUGGAUUUUCUCGAGUUUUGUUAACUGCGAAACAUCAUGAUGGGUUUUGUUUAUGGCCUUCUGAGUACACUGAUUAUUCAGUGAGGUCAAGUAAUUGGAGAAAUGGGAAUGGUGAUGUUGUUGCUGAUCUUGCCGCCGCCGCGAAAGACGCCGGAGUUGGUCUUGGGGUUUAUCUUUCGCCGUGGGAUCGGCAUGAAGAGUGUUAUGGUGAUACCUUGCGGUAUAAUCAACAUUACUUGGCACAAAUGACUGAGUUACUCACAAGUUAUGGAGAGAUAAAGGACAUUUUUUUGGAUGGUGCGAAAGGAGAAGGAGAGAAGAACAUGGAAUAUUUCUUUGAGAGUUGGUUUUCUCUCAUUCACCAGCUCCAACCAAGUGCCGCAAUUUAUUCUGAUUCUGGUCCUGACAAUAGGUGGGUUGGUAAUGAAUAUGGGAUUGCUGGAUCCACUUGUUGGUCUCUUUUCAACCGGUCCGUCAUUGGAAUUGGUGACAUCGACAAUGAUCCAGAAUACCUAAAGCAAGGAGAUCCAUUUGGUUCUGAAUGGGUGCCUGCUCUUUGUGAUGUCUCUAUCAGACCUGGUUGGUUUUGGCAUCCUUCAGAACAUCCAAAAUCUGCGAGGAAACUACUUGAAAUAUACUAUACUUCCGUUGGUCGAAACUGUAAGCUGUUAUUGAAUGUCCCCCCAAACUCCUCGGGCCUUAUUUCAUCUGAAGAUAUUCAGGUUCUUCGAGAGUUCAGCGAACUCCGUCGCUCCAUAUUUUCCCACAAUUUGGCUGCAAGUGCUUCACUUAAUGCCAGCAGCACUAGAGGAGGUAUCCGAGAUUCUCGCUUUAGUCCAUACAAAGUUCUUGAAGAAGGUAUACACACUUAUUGGGCUCCCGAGGAGAGCCAAACUAAAUGGAUAUUGUACAUAAAUCUCAAAGAACUAGUAUCCUUUAAUGUUCUACAAGUUCAAGAGCCUAUUCAAAUGGGACAAAGGGUGAUUGAGUUUCAUCUUGAGGCUUUGAACCGAGACGGUUUAUGGAAGCGAGUUGUAAAUGGCACCACAAUUGGAUAUCAGAGGCUGUUGCUGUUUCCGAAACUAAAAUCUCAGUAUUUGAAGCUAGUUGUAGACAAGUCAAGGGCAGAACCUUUGAUAUCUUACUUAGGGAUCUACAUGGAUCCAGUUACAAUUUUGAAUGAGAAUGUAUCUGAUAAAAGAUCGGCUACCUAUUUCAAUGGAACUCAAUUUCUUCGCAGUACCACGAACAAUAGUUCUCACAGUGCUACAAUGUAAACUUUUAUGUUGUUGAUUUUUUUUUUUUUUUUAUGUAAUUGUAAAAUUUGUUAACAUUUUAAAUGGAGCGUGGGCAGUCGAUUUUUUCAGCUCCUUUAUAAUUCUUCCAAGUGUGGAGACAACAUCAGGAGGUUAUAUGAUUAUAUCGACGACCAAAUUUGAUGGAUGCUUUACUUAAAGUUCUUCAAUGCACAAUUUAUGAGUAGAAGCAAGAAUACCAAGAACAAUACAAGAACAUAGGAGAAAACAAUUAUAUUUCAUUCACUUUUCUAAUGAACUCAAACAAAACAUCAUUAUUGUGUAGACAACAUCUGUGUGAUUUUUAUUUUGAGUUGAGUGCAUUAUUUUGUCCU